AUGGGAUGCCUCAGCCACCGUAGGAAGGUCGCCGAGCAGCGUGCCGAACAGAAAUGGGACUACAUUAACCUCAACGACUUCACUUCGCGCGGCUGUCUCACCCCCUUCGCCUACUUUUACCUCUGGCUCAUGUUGGUCAUUUCAAUGGCCGUCUACGGCGUCGACAUGUUUACUGCCGUCAACCUGCUGGCCUUCGACCGUUGGUCUUCCGAGAUCGACCCCGCCAUCGAUUUCAAAAUCUCAAAAUGGAUCUUCUCCAUCUCCAUCAUCGCAUCCUUCAUCAACAUUGCUUUUGAGCAAUUCAGGGCCAUGCGCGUCAUGAAGCGCGGGAAUGUAGCUGAAUGCUACCUCGACAACAUUGCUGUCCGUCUCGAGAGUACACGGAUGGGCAAGGGCCAGGGCUGGAAGCGCUUCUUGGUCUUUGCCGAGCUCACCAAGAGCAAGAAGGGAGCCGAGUAUAUCGCCCUCUUCACCUACUUCAGCUUCCAAUCUUGGAUCCGUGUUUUCGUCUGUUCUGGCCCCCGUCAAGUCGUCAAUGCCUUGACGCUCAAGUCGGUCUACGAUGCCAAGCUUGCAGUUCAUGAAGCAUCCGUCGAGGGAUCCCUGCUGGGCUUCUUUGAUAAGAUCAGGACGCUCGCCACCGAGGACUAUCAGCAGGCCCUCAUCCUGUCCGGCAUGCUCUUCACCCUCGUCAUCUGGGUCUUCUCCGUCCUCUAUCUCAUAUUGGCCGUCCUCUUCUACGUCUUCUUCCUGUUCCACUGGAUCCCCAAGGCCGACGGCGGCCUCUCGGGUUACUGUGAGCGCAAGGUCACUAAAGCCCUCAUGAAGAUCGUGACCGCCAAGGUCAACAAGGCCCUGGCGAAACAGGAAGAAACCAAGCGGAAACUUGAACUCAAGGCGGCCAAGAAGAAUGGCGAGAAGCUGCCUCUGGAACGCCAGGCUACUCUGCCCACGCUUCCCAACGUGGGAGACCCGGAUAAGCUUGCCGAGAUGCCCAUGUAUGGCCGCAACGACACUUUCGCGACGCUCCCCGCCUACGAGUCUCGACCCGGUACUCCUGGUAGUAUCGAGCUCAACUCGAUGGACCAGAAGCGUCCCUUGCCUUCGAGAAUGGGUACCACAGCCUCCAACGCCAGUUAUUCCUCUCGUGCGCCGUUGGUCGCUGGUGCGGCCGACUUUGGCUACCAGCGAUCUGCCUCGCCCGUUCCAUCGCUCCCGCCGAUGGAUUUGAAUAACUACCCGCCCGCUCGGCCUGGUACAUCCAACUCUCAACGGAGCUUCCGGCCUCAAAUGUCGCAUAUGCAUACCAACUCACAAGGCUCAUUACGAGGGGGCUUCUCCGAGAGCCCCGCUGCAUACUCCCGAGACGCUUUGCCCCCUUUCCCUCCUCCUGCCAGGUCUGCCACUGGCCAGACGAUGGACGGCUACGGCCUGCAAAGGCAGAACACCUACCAGACUGACCGGUCCACGCCGGCACCUAGGGGCACCUAUGACGACUACUCGAGCCAGCCUAACGGCCGAGCCAGCCCCGCACCUUCGGUCUACUCGACUCGUACCGGCGCUCCCCCGCCGCGUGGUCCUGGCCCGCUCAACAACGCGCCCCUCCAAGCGUACCAGCCAUACGCUCCGAUGCGAAGCGCGACCGGCCCCGUUCCUCCCCGAGGCCCGCCGAAUGCACCUGUGCGGAACAUGACGGCGCCUGUGCCUCCUCGUCCGCAGGAAGACUACAUCGCCCGUCCGGGCACGUCGCAAAGCCAAAGACCCGCCCCGCGCGGUCAGGGCUAUGGCUACAACAACGAUAUUGAAUCCCAAAGAAACCAGCGUUACUAG
This is a messenger RNA of Colletotrichum graminicola M1.001, 1830 nucleotides long. RefSeq lists its product as uncharacterized. The record is from RefSeq and is a predicted model, not a curated record. Gene Ontology annotation, molecular function: potassium ion transmembrane transporter activity. Gene Ontology annotation, biological process: potassium ion transmembrane transport. Gene Ontology annotation, cellular component: plasma membrane. The coding region runs from base 1 to 1830 and encodes 609 amino acids. The transcript is spliced from 3 exons. Lineage: Eukaryota; Fungi; Ascomycota; Sordariomycetes; Glomerellales; Glomerellaceae.